Dentiscutata heterogama is the source of this 868-nucleotide messenger RNA. The record is from the annotation of a GenBank genome assembly. NCBI's taxonomy places the organism in Eukaryota, Fungi, Glomeromycota, Glomeromycetes, Diversisporales, Gigasporaceae.
UUCAUUUUUCACAGUAGAAAAUCUACGAUUAAUGAUCAAAGAAAAUAACAUUAGAUUAACUUUAUUUAACACCUUAAUGGAUGUUUCUAAAGAUUUUGCCACUAGAUCAAUUCAAACCAAAAGUUCUCAAAAACAAGCACUUUCAGAUUCACCAGAUCAAUUAGAAAAUAUAACUAGUUGGGACGAUUCUAAUCAUCUUUUAGUAUUUUUCAUGUCUCAAACACCAGAUUCCAUUUGUGCUUUAUAUCGUGAUAGAGCAAAAGUUCCUGAAAAUGUUCAAACUUUACUUAAAAGUCAACAUAUUUCUAGAGAUAAAUGGCAAUUAGAAGAUUAUAGAACGAUGCAUAUGGAAUUGUUGUUGCAUAGAUUGGAAAGUCUAGCACGUAAAACUCAACAUCAAAUUAAUUAUCCACCUUAUGCUUUAUCAGCUGAUAAUCUUUUGAAGAUGGCUUUAAUUUUGUUGAGAACACGCGCAAAUGUGCCUGUAACAAGCUUGAUUAGCUUCCUCGCCAGAGUGGUUGAAGCCGAAUUUCAUGCUUUAAAUCUUCAUGCUGGUAUAACAGAAGAAAUAAUCAAUCAAUUUAUGGAAGAUUCUCAGAAAAACGUUGAUCAACAUGAAGUCUGGUUAUUCUUUGAUGAAAUCAAUACAUGUAAUCAUAUAGGUCUUUUAUCAGAUCUAAUAGCUCAUAGAGUGUAUAAAGGCAACCAAAUGGUGCAUCCAAAUAUUAAAAUAUUUGCCGCAUGUAAUCCAUACAGAAUUAGAACUAAAAGUUCAAGCGUGGCAGGUUUACAAAUUAAAAGAUUUGAUGAACAAAGAAGCAAUUUAGUAUAUGAAGUGAAACCAUUACCAGAUCAAAUCCUAGAUUAU